GUUAUUGUUCAAAGAAAACACAAGUGCAGCCGUGCCGAUGCAGCCACCUGCUCCUGAGUGCAGUCACAGACAGUUAACCUCAAAACAUCUGAAAGUCGCGGAAAAGUCAGCCAAGCUCACAUAUAGGUUACUGCCUAACCGACUGACUGACUUUCUGCAAACACACAACUACUUCAGAUCCAUUCCUCCAACGGAGACCAAACGCAGACCACUCGCGUAGCCUAUAUAUUCUAACCAGUCAAGUUCUCUGCGCAGCAUGUCGUUGCAGCUGGUGACUGCGGUGAACUGCGCAGGUCUGCUGCAGCCUGGCUGCUCCCUGCUGCAGCUGGACGGGUCCGUGUUCCUGUUCGGGCAGAAGGGCUGGCCCAAGCGGUCCUGCCCGACGGGUGUAUUCGGCGUGCGGCUGAAGAAGGGCCAGCUCAAGCUGCGGGCCAUCUCCUUCUCCAACGACUCCUGCUACCUGCCCCCGCUGCGCUGCCCCGCCGUCGCCCGCCUCGAGCCCCAGGGCGGCGACCCCGAGCGCUACCUCAUCCACGGGGGCCGCACCCCCAACAACGAGCUGUCCUCCAGCCUGUACGAGCUGAGCCUGGACGGGCGCGGGUGCAACCGCAAGGUGACGCUGCGCUGCCAGGAGAGGGAGCUGUCCGGGGAGGCGCCGGGCCCGCGGUACGGGCACACCGCCAGCGUGGUGCGCAGCCGCGGCAAGACGGCCUGCCUGCUCUUCGGCGGGCGCUCCUACAGGCCGCCGGGCGAGCGGACCACCGAGACCUGGAACAGCGUGGUGGACUGCCCGCCGCUGGUCUACCUGGUCGACCUGACCUUCGGCUGCUGCUCCGCCCACCACCUGCCCGAGCUCGCCGACGGGCAGGCCUUCCACCUGGCGCUGUCCCGUGAGGACUGCGUCUACAUCCUGGGGGGCCACACCAUGGACUCCGACUCCCGCCCCCCACGGCUGUUCCGGCUGAAGGUGGAGCUCCUCCUGGGCAGCCCCCUGCUCACCUGCGAGGCCCUGGACUCCGGCCUGUGCCUGACCAGCUCCAUCGCCACCCUCGUCAGCGGCGGCGGCGGCGGCAGUGGCUCCGCCCACGAGUACAUCGUCCUGGGCGGGUACCGGUCCGAGUCGGAGAAGCGGCUGGAGUGCAGCCGGGUGGUUCUGGACGACAGCGGGAUCCGCAUCGAGCCGCAGGAGCCGCCGCCCUGGACCGGGGAGAUCAGCCACAGCCGCACCUGGUUCGGGGGGAGCCUGGGGCCGGGCCGGGCGCUCAUCGGGGUCCCCGCUCCCCCGGACGCCCACUGCUUCUACCAGGUGAGCUUCCAGCAGGACGGGGAGGGGGACGGGGAGGACCCCACGCAGGGCUGCAGCCAGGAGUCGACGGACUUCGAGGACUCGGCGCCGCUGGAGGACUCGGAGGAGCUGUACUUCGGCCGCGAGCCGCACGAGCUGGAGGACAGCAGCGACGGCGAGGGCGACACCUACAACGAGGAAGACGAGGAGGACGAGUCCCAGACGGGGUACUGGGUCAAGUGCUGCCCGGGCUGCCUGGUGGACCCCAACACCUGGGAGCCCUACUACUCCACCGAGCUGUUGCGGCCCGCCAUGAUCUUCUGCUCCAGGGGCGAGGAGGACGGGCACUGGGUGCACGCGCAGUGCAUGGACCUGCCCGAGGUGCUGCUCGUGCGCUUCUCCCAGAACAGCAGCAAGUACUUCUGCCCCGACCACGGGGGCCUGCCCUGGCAGGAGGCACAGACCCCGCCCCGCUCUGCCCCGCCCCUCAAACGCACCCCCAUGAAGAAGCAGCAGAAGAGAGCCCCCGUCAAGCUCAACAUGACUCCGGCCAAAAAGUCCUUCCUCAGGAAGCUGUUCGACUGAUGCUGGCCUGUAGAUCAGCCACAUGUUGUGCUAUUCUCCCAUUUGAUCAUAUGUAUGAUCUUUUGUGGUGCCGGGGUUGGGGGGGGUGGGGGGGGGGGGGGUUGGGGCCAGGUUCCAGUGCAUAUUGAACCUAAGAGUAUUAUAGCAUAUGGGGGUAUUGGUAUUGUGAGUUAUUAUUAAAAUUGUGAUUUGUGUUUGUGUUUAAAAUUAGAAUGUCAAAGUGUCAUUUAGUUUUUAAAUUUUGCUUCUGUCUUGGCAUGCUCAGUUCCUGACCAGUUUAUUAAAGAGUUCUGUUUUUAUUUCAUUUUUUAUUUUAUAUGGAACAGUUUUUGUUGGAAGAAAAACCUUGUGAUG
Anguilla rostrata (American eel) is the source of this 2224-nucleotide messenger RNA. RefSeq names its product recombination activating gene 2 (gene rag2). Gene Ontology annotation, molecular function: protein binding; sequence-specific DNA binding. Bases 257 to 1870 code for a protein of 537 amino acids. Gene Ontology annotation, cellular component: DNA recombinase complex; nucleus. Gene Ontology annotation, biological process: V(D)J recombination. The record is from RefSeq and is a predicted model, not a curated record. The transcript is spliced from 2 exons. NCBI's taxonomy places the organism in Eukaryota, Metazoa, Chordata, Actinopteri, Anguilliformes, Anguillidae.